AGCAAGAAGAAUAAUCAUCACCAUCUAAAAUGAAGCGGGUUUCUUUUCAAUCGAGGAUUCCGACAGGAACAAGAUUUUCCAAAAACUCCCGGGUCAGCCAGGUAGCGGAAGGGAGUGGAUGUGGAGCGGAUAAGGAUCGUUUUGCAGGCAAUCUCACCAAAUAUGCAAACGAUCAACAGGCGCAACCGGAAUUGGAACUAUCCAACACAGCGGAGAAAUCGAACCAGGAAUGGCUAACGGAUUACGUUUAUCCAGACGUGGACUGGAUUGCGGAUGAAACUCCGCCACCUCUCGUUCCCAGCGAUAAGUACCAGGUUGCAUGCCGCAUGCUUCGUGUGCCAAAUUAUAUGUUGUCUCGGAAGACGCAUGAUUACAUGAGACAAGAUUACAAGAGAAGUCUUCAAAACUAA
This is a messenger RNA of Toxorhynchites rutilus septentrionalis, 410 nucleotides long. RefSeq lists its product as uncharacterized. The transcript is spliced from 4 exons. The coding region runs from base 30 to 410 and encodes 126 amino acids. The record is from RefSeq and is a predicted model, not a curated record. Lineage: Eukaryota; Metazoa; Arthropoda; Insecta; Diptera; Culicidae.